Messenger RNA from Drosophila subobscura, 4722 nucleotides. RefSeq names its product phospholipid-transporting ATPase ABCA1-like. The record is from RefSeq and is a predicted model, not a curated record. Gene Ontology annotation, cellular component: membrane; intracellular membrane-bounded organelle. The transcript has 7 exons. Bases 199 to 4722 code for a protein of 1507 amino acids. Gene Ontology annotation, biological process: transmembrane transport; lipid transport. NCBI's taxonomy places the organism in Eukaryota, Metazoa, Arthropoda, Insecta, Diptera, Drosophilidae. Gene Ontology annotation, molecular function: ATP hydrolysis activity; ABC-type transporter activity; lipid carrier activity.
GAACGUACAUAUCAUGUUCAGGGCUUUCGCGAUGCCAAUGGGUUGGAGGAAGCGCUUACAAAAAAUUAUUCGUACAGAGGUGGGUACGGCAUAGAGUUUCCCGACGAGUGGUCCGACAUAUCCGAAUUGCCGAAUAAAUUUCGAUUUGCUCUGCGGUUUCCUGUCAACAGAGAAGACCAUUUUUCAACCAAUGUCCUGAUGUCGCUGAGCGCAAAAGCAUUACAGUACCGGCUAAGUGGGUUUCUGAUUCUUCAGACGGAAAUCAGCUUAAAGUAUCUGCAGAAAAAGAAUUCGACCCAAACUUUUACUCGACCAAAACUCGAAUUACUCUAUGAUGGGAAUAUUUUCCUAGUAUUCAUGAAGGUUUCUGGAGUACUUUUAAUGAUACUAUUUUUGUUCCCCUUCACAUUGGAUGUUAAGAGCAUUGUCGAGGAAAAGGAGCUCCAGCUGAAGGAUCUGUUGAACAUCUCCGACGUUAGCAACUCUCUCCAAUGGCUGGCUUGGUAUGUCAAGUCCAUGAUAAUUCUAUUCAUACUAUCGCUGAUUAUUACAAUAUUUUGGACGGUGGUCGGUCUGCCUGGCGCGAAGGAUACGCCCCUUCUCGGUAUGCCCGCCUUCCCUCACACUGACUGGUCGGUCUUUCUGUUAUAUUUGCUUGUGUGCAGCCACUCUCUCAUAUGUUUUGGCUUCGUGGUCAGCGCCUUCUGCGCUCGCAGCAAUUGGUGUGCCAUCAUUGCCAUCCUUCUGUUCAUUGCAAGCUCCCUGCCCAAUUAUGUCACGGACAAGGACAAUACUGGGACACUGUUGAACAUCCUGUGCAGCAUUUUCGUUGUGUCAGCCAUGAGCAUGGUCAUGGACCGAAUUGCCGUAUGGGAACAGGCGGGUUUGGGCCUGCAAUGGAGCAAUCUUUUUGAGACGUCGUGGGCCCGAGACAGCAUUAGCGUGGGUGCGAUACUGAUACUCAUGAUACUGUUUAGCCUAAUCUCGAUCCUCGUCUGCCUGUACAUGGAGAAAGUGAGGCCAGGGGAGUUUGGCAUGCCACAGCCUUGGAAUUUCCCGUGCACCAAGCGCUUCUGGUGUCCGCCCAAGUCAUUAUCCCCACCCGGGCUGUUCCCUGUCCGACCCAGCGACGAGGAGCGACCUUCGGAUAAUUCAUCGGAACGUAAGACCUCCAAGUAUGUGGAUGCCAGAGCCAAAGGCAAAACCGCUGGUGUACAGAUACAGAAUCUCAGCAAAAGCUAUGGCAAGCGACAGGUGGUCGAUGGCCUCACAUUCGAUAUGUAUGAGAACGAGAUCAUGGUGCUCCUGGGACACAAUGGAGCAGGCAAGACCACCACCAUACAAAUGCUGACGGGCACCAUUCAACCCAGCUCCGGCACAGCGAUCAUCAACGGCUACGACAUACAAACCGAACACCUCCAGGCCCGUCGCUCCUUGGGCUUUUGUCCACAGAGAAGCGUCUUCUUCUCUGGCUUAAGUGUGGCCGGUCACCUGCGAUUCUACAGCCGCCUCAGGGGUCUAAAGGGGGCAGCGGUCAAGCAGGAAGUGAACAAAUACUUGCAGAAGCUGAACCUCACGGAAAAGGCGAACACCUCGGCUCGUCGUCUCUCUGGGGGGACACAGCGUCGGCUUGCGCUGGCCUGUGCCCUGUGCGGCCACGUCAAGGUCCUGUUCUGCGACGAGCCCAGUACGGGUCUGGAUCCCAGCUCGCGGCACGACCUGUGGAAGCUGUUGCUGGAUGAGAAGCGGGGACGCACCAUUCUGCUCACCACCCACCAAAUGGACGAGGGCGAGGUGUUGGCCGACCGCAUUGCCAUCAUAAGCGAUGGCCGGCUCCGGUGCCUGGGCACAUUGGCGUUCCUCAAGAAACAGAACGAAACCAGCUACCUGCUCACCUGCGAGAAGGGCCCCAACUGCAAUGUGUCCAGGUUGACCCAACUGAUCGCGAGCCACGUGCCCAACACGCGUCCUCAUAGUAACAUUGGAUCGGACGUGUCCUAUCGAUUGCCGCACCGCUUUUUGGGAUCCUUUGGCUCACUCUUCAACGACUUGGAACAACAGCAGGAUCAGCUGGAUGUGGUCGGAUUUGGCCUUAGCUCCACCAGUCUUGCAGAAAUAUUUAUGUCGCACGGUGCGGAAGAUCUUGGUGGUGGUGGAGGUCGGGGUCGCACUAGCGGCGGCGGCGGAGGUGGAUCGGAUCAGCAGAGGCCGGGACAGAGUCGGAGUCAGAGACAAAGCCAGGAACAGAGCCGUUAUCUUAACUGGUUCCAGCGCUACCUGGCCCAGUGGGAGGCCAUGAUGCUGAAGAAGCUGCUCCACAUAUAUGAUAAGAAGUGGAUAUUUCUGAUUAUCGUGCUGCUGCCCAUUAUCCCCUACGUGGUAGUUCUUAUUCGUAGGUCUUCGGGGAGCGCACUUCUGUCCAGGCUGCCGAUAACGCUGGCCGAUUAUCAAAGCGAUGACGUGAGAGUGAUACUGCAAUCGACAUCGGACGCUCGCCCUGUGCGGGAUAUUGCCAAUGCCUACCAAGAGUUGGCAAAGCCACACUGCACCGUCCAAAGAAUUAGCCAGAAUGUUAAGGACUUCGUCGGCCCAUCGGUGCAAGACACGCCACUGAGAUUAUACGAAAUGAAGCGCCGUCUUAUAGCAGCAGCCACCUUCGACAAAGAAACAAUCGCCUGGUGUAGAUCUCAUCUCUUCCCUCAUAGUGAUCCUCUUUCGCUCAGCCUCGCGUUCAACGCCAUGGCAAAAGCGGUGGUGGGUCCCGAUGCGAGCAUAGAGGUAACCAAUGCUCCCUACGAAGAGACUUCUUCCAUCGAUGAAGACAUAACGGUUUAUGCGACCGUGUGCAUUUGCAUAAUGACUUAUCUGUCCAUUGUCCUGCCGAUUUUCGCCAUCUCAGUGGCGCAGGAGAAGGUAUCGCAGAUACGGAUGCAGCAGCAGGUGUCCGGUGUGAACCUGACCACCUACUGGCUGACCCACUAUAUCGUGGAUUUGACCCUCUACUUUGCGUUUUCACUGGCACUGACACUGGCGGUGCACGAGUUGUGCAAUCCCUGGGACAUGUUGUCGAUACUCAUGAUCAUCGGAGCGGCGGGGCUUCCCUUUACCUAUUUAUUGGCAUGCCGUUUCCGAAGUGCUGGCUCAGCCGUGGCUGUAAUUAUCAACAUCAACAUUAUAGUCGGUACGGUCUUUGCCGUCAUGAUGAUAGGCAUAUGGCCCAGGUUAAAUGGAAUACUUUUUAUCAGUCCGCUGAUUAACAUAUUUUACCUUCAUCCUGUAUUUACUGGCACAUUUGCGGUAGCAAACUGUUUUAUAAGGAUUAAACAGUGCAAAUAUCUACCAGCGCCACUUGAACAAAUGGAAGAUUUAUUCAAAAUUUAUUGUACUCCUGGACUAACACCCGGCUUAUCACCAAGUCUCCCAAAAGUGUGCCCUUGCCGGGACAUUCCGGAUUGGGUGGAAACGAGGUAUAUGCUCAUUUCUGGUCUUUGCUAUCUGUUGUGGCUGAUUUUCGGCGAAUACUGUACCAUGCUAUGCUACGGCCUAAAAUAUUUUUGUACUUGUUGUAACAAAAAAGAAAAAUUCAAAGAUAGCGAUGUUGCUGCUGAGGCCGAAAGGGUAAGCAAAAUGUCGAGCGCGGAUCGCAAGGAGCAAGCUUUGGUCCUGAACAAUGUCUCGAAAAGAUUCUACACCUUUUCCGCCGUGGGUGGCAUAUCGUUCGCUGUCAAACCGGGCGUGUGCUUUGGUCUACUGGGCGCCAAUGGGGCCGGUAAAACGACCACCUUCAAGAUGAUUGUGGGCGAAAUUCCCAUGACGGCAGGCAAAAUUCAUGUCAGAGGCUGGAGCCUACAAUUCCGUCCCAGGGCAGCGAGGAAGCAGCUCGGAUACUGCCCCCAGCACGACACGCUUUUCGACUUUUGCACUGGUCGUCAAACACUCAGGAUCUUCCUUUUGCUGCGCGGCACACGCCGGAAUCUCCUCAGAGAAAUCUCUGAAAAGCUGGCCACCGACUUUGGCUUCCUUGCGCACCUCGACAAAAAGGUCAAGGACUACAGUGGCGGCACUAAGCGAAAGUUAAACGCAGCGGUGGCUGGCGAGGGCUCAUCGCUCGUUUGCCUGGACGAGCCCAGCUCCGGGGUCGAUCCGGCGUCCCGGCGCCACGUGUGGAAUGUCCUCUCCUCGCUGCGCGACAAGGGCAAGGCGGUGCUGCUUAGCUCUCACAGCAUGGAGGAGGUGGAGGCCCUCUGCUCGCAAUUGGCAAUUAUGGUGGAUGGGAAAAUUCAUUGCCUCGGAUCGCAGCAGCGCAUCAAGAAUAAGUUUGCCGAGAGUCUGGUGCUCAAGUUACAUGUAGAGACCGGAAAUCUGGAAAGCCUAACGUACACUGUGGAGAAGGUAAAGAAUCAAAUGGCUUCGGACUUUCCCAAGGCAUCGCUAGAGGAAGAGUUUGGAGGCAGGCUCACUUACCACAUACCCACCGCCAAACUGAGAUGGUCGAGGGUUUUCUCAUACGUUGAGAGGAAUCGCAGCCCUUGGAAGUUGGCGGACUACUCUCUGUCGCAGCCGUCGGUGGAAGAUGUCUUUCUGGACAUUGCGAAGAAGAACGCGCAGGAAAAAGCACAACAAAAUACUCAAAACAGGCAACCAAGGAGUCUUCCUAGCAAGAAGGAGUCCACCAAAUCAAGUGAGGAUAGUGGCCGCGCCACUAGCGUUACCAAGCCAUAA